Molecule: messenger RNA, 591 nt
Organism: Colletotrichum higginsianum IMI 349063
Lineage: Eukaryota; Fungi; Ascomycota; Sordariomycetes; Glomerellales; Glomerellaceae
Exons: 4
Coding region: 1-591 (196 amino acids)
Source: RefSeq, a predicted model, not a curated record
AUGGAACCUAUUCGACCUCAGCUGGGCACCGCGUUUGGCUCUAAUAAUGAGUAUGCCGAUAAAUGCGGUAUCGGGAAAGCGCUCGAGGAGUUCAAAGAGAACCCUAGCUACGUCCCGCACAUUGCCACCAUCGUGGGAGUCGAAACUGUAUGUUUUGGUGUCCGCCUGGCCUCCAAGGUCUAUCGAUUUACGUCAUGGGGCCCCGACGACUUCCUCAUUGCGGCAGCCUACGUCCUUUCCGUCGCGACCUUGCCACUCACGGUUAUAAGUUCGUCCUCCUACAGCCGAUACAUACGCACUCCCCUCGUUCAACUUCACAUCGCUUUGCAUGAGCCCUUGGACUUCGUCAAAACCGACGCGGAUGCUAACACCUAUACAUCACGUCAGAGGCCCGAGUCGGAUACAAUCCAAACUUCUGGACCCUCAACUUUGACAAAAUCACUCUCUUUGGCAAAGCAAACAUUGCUUACAGCAUACUUUGCACCGUAUCGCUUGGUUGUACCAAACUAUCCUUUGUCUUAUUUCUAUUGCGUAUAUUUCCUACGUGCAGUAAGAGGUACAAGUGGCUGCUUUGGGGCACCAUCACCCUAA